AUGUCGACCACAUCGACAUUUCUACAAAUCCCACCCACCCUCCCUCCGCCGACAACAGAUCAACAACAGGAUGCUGCAAGAAUACAUUCCAUCACAGCUGUUCAACCGUCAUCCACAAAGAAUAUAUUUCGGAGCAUUACUUCUAUUCAUCGAUCCACUUCAGCGCUUCCUGCUUCUCAUUUGGACUUAGAUAUCGCCUCAUCAGCUGGUCUUCAGAUGUCUGUUGGUCCUACCCUGACCUAG
Rodentolepis nana is the source of this 243-nucleotide messenger RNA. Lineage: Eukaryota; Metazoa; Platyhelminthes; Cestoda; Cyclophyllidea; Hymenolepididae. The record is from the annotation of a GenBank genome assembly.